CGCUGUGGAGCGGGACCUGGAUGAGCCAUAAAGCUGCCCUUGUCUUUCCAACACAGCGUUGUUGUGUAUCUACAUAACGAGUGCUCUGUGCCUGGGCUCUGUAGAGCCAGCUGUGCCGUGUGCGCUAGGUUGAUCUGUCGCAUUUGUCUCCAGAGGAGAAAUGGAGGGUCGAGCAUGCUCGGAUGCAUGCCAAGCACCGUGGUCACGAAGCGAUGCAUGCGGAAAUGGUCCUCAUCCUCAUCGCCACGUUAGUAGUAGCACAGCUCCUAUUGGUACAAUGGAAACAGAGGCACCCUCGCUCCUACAAUAUGGUGACCCUCUUUCAGAUGUGGGUUGUUCCUCUUUAUUUCACAAUGAAGCUGCACUGGUGGCGGUUCCUGGUGAUCUGGGUCCUCUUCUCCACCGUCACAGCCUUCAUCACAUUCAGAGCCACCCGUAAACCUCUCGUGCAAACAACUCCCAGGCUGGUGUAUAAAUGGUUUCUGCUAAUAUACAAGAUGAGCUACGCUACUGGAAUUGUUGGGUACAUGGCUGUAAUGUUCACACUCUUUGGUCUUAACUUAUUAUUCAGAAUCAAACCAGAAGAUGCGAUGGAUUUUGGCAUUUCACUCCUAUUCUACGGGCUUUAUUAUGGGGUACUGGAGCGGGACUUUGCUGAAAUGUGUGCAGACUAUAUGGCAUCAACCAUAGGGUUUUACAGCGCGUCGGGAAUGCCGACUAAGCACCUUUCGGACAGCGUCUGUGCUGUGUGCGGACAGCAGAUCUUCGUGGACGUCAAUGAAGAAGGGAUCAUAGAGAACACGUAUAGACUCUCCUGCAAUCAUGUAUUUCACGAGUUCUGUAUCCGAGGCUGGUGCAUCGUGGGGAAGAAGCAGACGUGUCCAUACUGCAAAGAGAAGGUGGACCUCAAGAGGAUGUUCAGCAACCCCUGGGAACGGCCGCACGUCAUGUACGGACAGCUGCUCGACUGGCUGCGCUACCUCGUGGCCUGGCAGCCGGUUAUAAUCGGACUGGUACAAGGCAUUAACUACAUCCUGGGUCUGGAAUAAUCCGUGUGGCCGGGGAGCCGCAGAGCUGCUUCAAGGAGGACCCGCGUCAAGGGCAGAGGACAACAGCUGGCCGGGAAGACUCAAAAGUUUUUAUCACUCACCUCUCAGGAUCUCGGCCAUCCAUGCAACACUUCUCCAGGGGCUGCCCGAAGACUGGGCCGGGCAGCUCCCAGCACGGCGAGUUUCUGCCGGGGCUGGAGCGGGCAAUUCUUUUUUAAAGCGAUUAUUUUAAUGAGCAUAUUUAAAACUUUAUAUUGCAGAUUCAAGAGGGUUUCCUUUUUCCCUCCUCGCCCUUUAUUGUGUUAUUCCUCUAGAAUGAAGAAAGGCACGGCGUGUUAGGAAGCUAGCAGGGUCUGCUCACGGAAACUCGGCACAGCUUGCUAGGUCUUCUUGCGCAGUCAGGCUCAUCCCCAUCCUUUGUCGUCUGCUUAGUUUUGUUCUUCCUCCCUCUUGCCAGCAGCUCCGCUAUCAGGGGGCGGACGGCUCCUGCAGCUUCGUUCGCUGCAAGACCCAACUGGAUUCCCACCUGAGCAGCGGUAGGGUGAAUGCCACUGCCAGGAGCAGCCGGGCCUGCAGUGAACUAGGCCUGGAGUUGCACAUCUGCACUUGGGAGACGCAGGGCUUACAUUGCAGGCACUGCACCUAUGCGCGUAACACCCCGGGAGUCCAGCACUGCUGCGAGGGGCAGAUGCUGACGGGAAACACACAGAUGAAGGCUCAUUGUGGAAGUGCAGUAGCACGGCGUAGCAGACUACAGCAGCGGGAGGGCAGCAUCGAAGUCCUGCAUCGUGCUUUCAUUUGAAAGGAGGGAGACCGCAGCCAAGGGGCCUCAGUUGCCUUCAGUGAAAACCAGUAAGGAAUAGAUUAACUCCUAACAGUUCCCCCUCUCGGUGAUCCAUACAAAGGAAAUAAAUCCACUGACCCGACUGAGACCAGGAACUCAGUCUGGCUCAGAAGAAAGCAACGAUUUUUUUUCUAGCUUCAUAGUUUUGUGCCGUGCUUUAUUUUCUCCAUGCUGACGAGACCCCAUUUUCCCCUUCGCACGCCCACAUGCCUCUUUCUCUCCGUAGCAGCGAGCUGUGACUUGGUACUUCCCAAGAGUAGAGGAAGCGGCAGGCAUCAGGUUGCUCCCCACCUUGUCUUUUUGGGCGCCCUCGGGGUAAAAAGGCCACUUCUGCCUGGUGCAUGGAGGUCUGAGCCAGCUACCAAAGCAAGCUCCAGGGACUUGUGCAUCUCUGUGGGAGCAGGCAGGACCUGGCCCACUUGUGUAUCAUGGGAUGUGCAAGGACGGAAAAAGGAGCGAUAGGGUUUGUACAUUUAAGUCUGGCUUAUGGGUCACGCAUCGUAGGCUUCCUCUGUGAGUUAUCCCACAUUAGUCAAUAGGUCUCUGCGGAGGAAGGUCACCAAUCAUCCCAAGCGAGGGUCUGACCGACGCAGCUCAAAGGGACGUAUCCCAUUAUGUUGGUAACAGCCAUCAAAGCAACAGUGUCUUGGUCACUGGAGAUCGAUCUUUCUGCACAGCUGCCAUGGGGAAAG
This is a messenger RNA of Alligator sinensis (Chinese alligator), 2585 nucleotides long. RefSeq names its product ring finger protein 121 (gene RNF121). NCBI's taxonomy places the organism in Eukaryota, Metazoa, Chordata, Crocodylia, Alligatoridae. The transcript is spliced from 11 exons. Gene Ontology annotation, cellular component: Golgi membrane; endoplasmic reticulum membrane. Gene Ontology annotation, molecular function: ubiquitin protein ligase activity; metal ion binding. The record is from RefSeq and is a predicted model, not a curated record. Bases 183 to 1049 code for a protein of 288 amino acids.